AUGCGGCCAACCCCCUCCCCAGCUCCCCUUUCCCCCAAAAGAAAAUCACUAUUUUCUUCAACAAAUGGAAAACACAUCUCUAAUGGCAUCCAACCGUCGUACUCCGCCAGCGACCGCGGCAGUGGGCCUGCCUCCAUCGCAGCUGUUCGCCAGAGGAUCAGCGACCGCAACGCCGUCGUUCCGCCCAGGGCGGUCCAGGAGUCUGCUCUGAUCGCUGCCACCGCCGAGAACCCGCUCGACAUUCUCGUGGUCGGCGGUGGCGCCACCGGCAGUGGAGUCGCUUUUGACGCUGUCACCCGAGGCCUCCGCGUUGGUCUCGUCGAGCGCGAGGACUUCUCAUCUGGCACGUCGUCGCGGUCCACGAAGCUAAUUCACGGAGGUGUUCGGUACUUGGAGAAAGCUGUUUUUAAUCUUGACUACGGGCAGCUGAAGCUGGUAUUCCAUGCGCUUGAGGAGCGUAAACAGGUUAUUGAGAAUGCACCACACCUCUGCCAUGCUUUGCCAUGCAUGACACCAUGUUUUGACUGGUUUGAGGUAGUAUACUACUGGAUGGGCUUGAAAAUGUACGAUUUGGUCGCAGGACUACGCCUGUUACAUGUGUCUAGAUAUUAUUCGGCACAAGAAUCUGUUGAGCUCUUCCCCACUCUUGCGAGGAAGGGUAACAAUAAAAGCUUGAAGGGCACCGUGGUGUAUUAUGAUGGGCAGAUGAAUGACGCACGUCUAAAUGUUGGAUUGGCGUGCUCUGCUGCAGUAGCUGGUGCAGCAGUGCUUAACCAUGCAGAAGUGGUUUCGUUUUUGAAGGAUGAGGCUAGCAAUCGGACAAUUGGUGCAAGAAUCCGAGACAAUUUAUCAGGAAAAGAGUUUGACACAUAUGCAAAAGUUGUUGUGAAUGCUGCUGGGCCAUUUUGUGAUUCUGUAAGGAAGCUGGCAGACAAAGAUGUAAAGCCUAUGAUAUGUCCAAGCAGUGGUGUACAUAUCGUACUUCCUGAUUAUUAUUCUCCUGAAGGUAUGGGUUUGAUUGUUCCUAAAACUAAGGAUGGACGUGUUGUUUUUAUGCUACCGUGGUUGGGACGAACAAUUGCUGGCACCACUGAUUCCAACACCCCUAUUACUCUGCUUCCUGAACCACACGAGGAUGAGAUUCAAUUCAUACUGGAUGCCAUUUGUGAUUACCUGAAUGUCAAGGUACGACGCACAGACGUUCUCUCUGCAUGGAGUGGUAUUCGCCCAUUGGCAACAGAUCCAUCUGCAAAAAACACCGAGAGCAUCUCCAGAGAUCAUGUUGUAUGUGAAGAUUAUCCUGGUUUGGUAACAAUCACAGGUGGCAAGUGGACCACUUACCGUGGCAUGGCAGAAGAUGCGGUUAAUGCAGCAAUAAAGUCUGGAAAGCUCACCCCACAAAAUGGAUGUUUGACCUCGAAGCUGCAGAUUGUCGGUGGAGAUGGAUGGGACCCUGCAUCUUUUACAGUUAUUGCUCAACAAUAUACACGCAUGAAGAAAAGUCAUGGUAAAGUUGUUCCUGGAGUGAUGGACACUGCUGCAGCAAAGCAUCUGUCCCAUGCAUAUGGUACUUGGGCUGAACGAGUUGCUGCCAUUGCUCAGAAUGAAAAUCUGGGGAAGAGGCUUGCCCAUGGAUACCCUAUUCUAGAGGCUGAGGUUGCUUACUGUGCUCGAAAUGAGUACUGUGAAUCUGCCAUUGAUUUCAUUGCUCGGAGAUCUCGGCUUGCUUUCCUCGAUACCGAUGCAGCAAGCAGGGCAUUGCCUCGUGUAAUUGAAAUAUUAGCUUCUGAACACAACUGGGAUGAUUUGAGGCAGACGUACGAGUUAAAGAAGGCCAAAGAAUUUUUGGAAACCUUCAAAUCUUCAAGAAAUGCUCAGUUCCAUGAUGGGAAACAUGUUUAGUUUGCACAUUCAUUUUUCGCGGAUACAUUAACUGGCGGCAAGUUUUCCAGCCUUAUUGUGGUGCAAAGGAGUAUGCCUGCCAUACACAGCAUAUGGUGAUAGAAUACACGUUUAUGAAAAUUAACUGUUGCUCUCUUGGGAUUGUCUUACACAAACAUCUGCCAAAAUAAUUUGUUACAAGAUUUUCAGCCCAUUCGUCCAGAGUUGCUGGUAAAUUUUUUCAAUUGAUCCUAAUUGGUGUAUUUUUGGGUUUCCAAAUUAAAAUUGUAAUCUUGGGAAAAAACAUGAUCAUUAAUAAUAAAUUUUUAUCACCU
Molecule: messenger RNA, 2216 nt
Organism: Prunus mume (Japanese apricot)
Lineage: Eukaryota; Viridiplantae; Streptophyta; Magnoliopsida; Rosales; Rosaceae
Gene: SDP6
Product: FAD-dependent oxidoreductase family protein
Biological process (GO): glycerol-3-phosphate metabolic process
Cellular component (GO): mitochondrion
Molecular function (GO): glycerol-3-phosphate dehydrogenase (quinone) activity
Source: RefSeq, a predicted model, not a curated record